AUUUAGAAACAUUAUUAUGGCAAAAUAAAAGAGAUUGACUUUUAUAGAGGUCUUUCUCCAGAAAACUCCGCGGCCGACUUCUGCAAAAUCGUUCUCGUUCGAUGGCGAUCUGACUUCGCUUCGCCUACAUCAUGAUACUGUCGGAUGGGUGAUGAAUGAAAUAUAGUCCAUGGACCUUUAGAUUGUUGUGCCUGUGGGUUUGACAUGUUUGGUUUGGCGUGGUUUUUCCAAGAUUGCUUUGCGACGAGGCAGCCGUGAACACCGAUUCAAGAGACGAGUGGGCGGGAUGAUGGUGACAUCGAAUUUCGUCAGGGCUUCGAAUCCGUUUGGAGUAGGGACUUCUCGAUGUGGCGUUGCAAGUCUUCUCGGUGGUGUCCUUAAGUCAUGACGACGUUGAUCCGCUUGCGGUGAGUUUCAAAAGGCGGGUUUGCUUGUAGCGAGUCGUGGCGGCAAUAGUUGCCAGUCAGGGUGGCGGCCCUGCACAAGGAGGUGAAGGGGAGCUCGGCUGGACCAAUUGUUUUGGGCCUUGGGUUUCAGACUUUCUUUUGGGCCUUUGGGUUUACAAUUAGUUUGGUUUUCUUUGUUGCUUUUAAUUCCUUUUGUUUAUAGAGACCUAUGUUAGUAGCUACUUUAUUUUCAAUAAUUUUCUAUUGUUUUCGGGAGAUAAAUACUUUUAGCGAAUUCUCUAAAGUAGUAUCGAAUGAGGAGACUUGCUAUUUCGAUGUAUUUCAUAUCUAAUGAGUGGACCUAGUUUUAUGUACCACUGUGAGUACUAACACAUCUUCUUAUCUGUUUAGAUGACAGUAGAAUGGUGUGUAAUUAUUUUCUGUAAACCACGGAAUCAGAUAUGAAGCUAGUAACUAGUAAGAACAAGAAAGAAAAGAAUGAAAGGCGUUUUUUUUUUUUUUUGUAAGGAUAGGAAAAAGAAAAGACCCGAAAUAGCACAACCGGAUCCGACCCAUGGUUUGCACCGCUAUACCGCAUUUCCCUUAACAAAGCGAGGCCAUAGUGUUGGGGUGAGCUCAGGCGAAUCAAACAGCAAACGCAAUUUCACAGAGGCCAGAGCCCCUUCCUUCACUCUUGUUACUAUGGCUUCCGACGAUCCCAAAGCUUCAGACGCAGAAUCAGAGGCUCCUCCAUCUUCGUCUUGGAAGGACCGCAUCGUCGUCCCCACACUCGUCGCCGGAAUCGUUGGCGCCGGAGCUGGGUUGGUGUCCAAGCAUCGGAAAGUCGUCGGCCUCCCAACCAGCUCCGCCACUUACGCUGCUAAUUUCGCCAUUGUCACAGCUUGUUACUGCGGGGCGCGUGAGUAUGUAGGAAUAACUAGAAAAACAGGGCCUGAUGAUCUGCUCAACUCUGCAAUUGCCGGCUUUGGCAGUGGGGCUAUUCUUGGGCGGCUUUACGGUGGUCCAGUUGCUGCUGUCCGCUACUCAAUACUCUUUACGAUUGCUGGGACAACAUUGGACUAUGCUACAAUUAAACUACGACCUGUCUUGAAGAGCUACAAAGAAUCUAUGCUUGGGAGUAGCGAUGAUUCAAAGAAGAAUGAUGGCUGGUUGAAACUGCCUGACUGGUCCCCUAUCAAAGUACUUGAUGAAGAAGCCCUUGCUGCAAAGCAGGCUCGAGAAAAGCAGUUAUAUGCACAGAGGGGACUUGGGAACUUCACCAAAGAAGAGUCUUAAAGUUCUAUUUGGUGCAUAAAUUUUUGUAUAAUGUCAAUAAUAAUCUUUUGGUGUCUGCUUGUUAGCAUUUUUAGUUUCUAUUGCCUUUCUGUUCGUGUCUCUGUUAAUCUCCCACUUUGCACUAUCUACUCCUAUGCACUGGUAAGGUAUUUUCAAACCAGCAAAAAGAUGGAUGCAGAGAUUUUUGGAUACAAAUUUACAAUCAAAAAUGAACUUUUUGGUUUC
Messenger RNA from Rosa rugosa (rugosa rose), 1907 nucleotides. RefSeq lists its product as uncharacterized. The transcript is spliced from 3 exons. Lineage: Eukaryota; Viridiplantae; Streptophyta; Magnoliopsida; Rosales; Rosaceae. Gene Ontology annotation, cellular component: TIM22 mitochondrial import inner membrane insertion complex. Gene Ontology annotation, biological process: protein insertion into mitochondrial inner membrane. The coding region runs from base 885 to 1682 and encodes 265 amino acids. The record is from RefSeq and is a predicted model, not a curated record. Gene Ontology annotation, molecular function: transmembrane protein transporter activity.